Molecule: messenger RNA, 465 nt
Organism: Chrysoperla carnea
Lineage: Eukaryota; Metazoa; Arthropoda; Insecta; Neuroptera; Chrysopidae
Exons: 4
Coding region: 48-413 (121 amino acids)
Source: RefSeq, a predicted model, not a curated record
UUUCAUUCUACACAUCAUUAUCAGAAAUUAAAUUAACAUUCCAAACUAUGCAUCAAUUUUUAACUAUUUUAAUUAUUUUCAAUGUAAUGUUGAUAUCCACGCUUCAGGCUCAACCUCAGCAUUCAUUUACUAGUUUGCGUGAAAAAUUGCUUUAUAAAGACAUGUGUGACGCAGUCGAUGAAAGUGACAUGAAAAUGAUGAAUGGACAAUGUAUUUUUGGCCAAAAUUUGAAAUUUAGUAUUCUUUGUGGAAAAAAUAUUUGUUAUCAGGGCCCUGAUGACGUCUGUAAUACGGUUAUUAAAUGUAAUUCAAAAUUACAAUGUGUCGAUCGCAAGUGUACCGGAUGUAUUACAUUAGAUUUGGGUUUUGGAAUGGUCGAAACAUGUUCGAUACCACGAAAAAAUAAUUUUUAAAUGAAGAAACGCGCUUAAACUAUUCCAAUUUUUCUUUUUUAAUUUAUUCCAA